Molecule: messenger RNA, 954 nt
Organism: Papaver somniferum (opium poppy)
Lineage: Eukaryota; Viridiplantae; Streptophyta; Magnoliopsida; Ranunculales; Papaveraceae
Exons: 3
Coding region: 1-954 (317 amino acids)
Molecular function (GO): protein dimerization activity
Source: RefSeq, a predicted model, not a curated record
AUGGAGAGUAUAAAAGGGGUACUUGGUUGUUGUAGAAAGGUUGUCGAGGGAUUGGGGAAGCUGCAUAGAAGAAUAGGAAGCUGCAUAGCAGAUUUUUCUACUUCUGCAGAGAAUAAGAACCUUAAGAACAUAGUACCGUCAAAAAAUGUCGUUUCCAGCGUCUUCUAUCCAACAAUUUGUAAUGAUAAACCCACCAUGGGUUAUUUGUUCCAUGCACUUGCGACAUGUAUGGAAACUAAACAAAUGGGUUUGGGAUCAAAUCGAAAUGCUUCUGUCGUGGGUGUAAUAAAGAAGCGAUGGAAAAGUCAGUUGAGUUCUCCUCUUCAUGCUGUAGCAUAUUUUCUCAAUCCUUAUUACAUCUUUAACCCAGUAACUAAUAUCAUCAAUAAUGAAAUUUCUGAGCCCCAAAUUUGUCUUACCGGAGUUAUAUCAAAAAUGGUUAGUGACCCGCAAGAACAAGCAAAAUGCAUGCUAGAGGAGGGAAGAAUGCGAAUGAUGCAAGGUCAAUUUGCAUCACCAUCAGCACGUAUUGCAGCUCAACAUGGUGAUCCUGUAAGUUGGUGGUUAUCUUAUGGUGUUGAGUAUCCAUCCCUCCAGAAGAUUGCAGUAAAGAUAUUAAGUCAAACAAAUACAUCGUCUGGAUUAGAGAGGAAUUGGAGUGUGUUUGAAAUAAUCUAUACCAAACUACGCAAUCGUUUGCUUUCAUCGAGAAUAAAUGAUCUGGUGUAUGUCCAGUACAAUUUGAAGUUGGAGCAACAAAAAAUUAAAGGUAAAACAAGGCGACAUAACAUUGAUGUUCACGACGUUCAUAAUCUACUGAGGGAUGAAAAUAUGCUUGACUGGAUAACGGGGGAAGACGAAACACCGAUUUUACCUCAAGAAAAACAAUGGUCAAAUAUGCUGGAAGAGGAAGCCGUUAAUAAUCCAGAGCAUGUCCCUCUACCAUACAACUGA